AUGUUCAUCGACCUGUGCUAUUCGAGGACUCAGCUGAUCUACGAUCCGGCCUACUUCGGCCAGUACGCCGACCCUCGUGACAACUUUGUCUGGUCCAUCACGGACCAGGCCACGCUCGGCGCAGCAUACGAGAGAGGCUACCUGAAGGAGAAUGGCACCGAUCUGAUCUCGUUUUCUGCCCGCUGGAACGCAACGACUUUUGAGCCCUUGCUCCCGGCGGCGCUGGACGACGUGAAGCUGAACUGUCGCUACAUCGGCUCCAGUAUCAAGUACCUUGCGCUGUGGAUCAGUGUCGUGGCGAUCACGAGCUUUGCUUGCUGUCUGACGGCUGCAGACUGGAAGAGGGCACGCAUCAUCCGCGAGAUCAAGCAGGAGGAGGAGGAAGCAGCGGCAGCUGAAGGGGAGCUGAAGGCGGAGGCAGAUGCUGCAGCUGACCAAGACAGGCCGAGCCAGGACUGCCAGGACUCCUCCAUUCGGGAGGCCAUCGUCUGA
Messenger RNA from Symbiodinium sp. CCMP2592, 492 nucleotides. Lineage: Eukaryota; Dinophyceae; Suessiales; Symbiodiniaceae. The record is from the annotation of a GenBank genome assembly.